Ipomoea nil (Japanese morning glory) is the source of this 2041-nucleotide messenger RNA. Its product is annotated as probable protein S-acyltransferase 23. Gene Ontology annotation, biological process: protein palmitoylation. Gene Ontology annotation, molecular function: palmitoyltransferase activity; protein binding. Gene Ontology annotation, cellular component: Golgi membrane. NCBI's taxonomy places the organism in Eukaryota, Viridiplantae, Streptophyta, Magnoliopsida, Solanales, Convolvulaceae. The transcript is spliced from 13 exons. The coding region runs from base 207 to 1832 and encodes 541 amino acids. The record is from RefSeq and is a predicted model, not a curated record.
CUGCAGGCUACAGUCUACAUAAGAAUCUUGGCGUUGAAGUCAAUGCGGAUGCUAUAAAGGACAUGAAACAUCGAAAUCUGUGCUUAAGAUCUGAGACUUGAAUCACAUGGUAAUCCGAUAAUCUCGUACACUUCAGAGUUUCGACAAUUCCGGACAGAACCCUAAUCUCUCCGGAGAAGGCGCUACCAUAUUUACAAGUGCAAGAAAUGGCUUCUGAAAUCGAGGUUGUGUCGGACCCCAACGAUCAGAAGAGCCCCGCCCAACAAAACCCUAGCGAAGUAGUCGUGUUCGAUGUGCACUCCGCUUCUGCCUAUGGAGACUUACAGAAGCUCCGGAACUUCGUCGAGCACGACGGCGCUUCCCUAUCUCACCCGGACGGGAAUGGCUACUAUCCCCUUCAGUGGGCUGCUCUCAACAACUUCGCCGACAUCGUGCAGUAUAUAAUUGAGCAUGGAGGUGAUGUGAACGCUAAGGAUCAUACCGGGCAGACUGCCUUGCAUUGGUCUGCUGUUCGUGGUUCGAUUGCUGCGGCAGAUAUUUUGUUGCAGAAUGGGGCACGGGUUGAGGCAGCUGAUGUUAAUGGCUAUAGGGCAGUUCACAUAGCUGCUCAGUAUGGACAAACAACUUUUCUUUAUCACAUAGUCACAAAGUAUCUUGCUGACUUUGAUGUACCGGAUAACGAUGGAAGGAGCCCUCUUCACUGGGCUGCAUACAAGGGAUUUACUGAUACAGUUCGGUUACUUCUGUUCAGAGAUGCCUCCCAAGUCAGACAAGAUAAAGAUGGAUGCACCCCCUUGCAUUGGGCUGUAUUAAGAGGAAAUAUAGAGGCAUGCAAUGUACUUGUACACGCGGGUACGAAACAGGAAUUGGCAGUAAAAGAUAAAACUGGAUGUACACCGGCAAAAAUUGCAUCUGACAAAGGUUAUCGGCACAUCGCCCUUUUACUUACUAAUGUAGAACGCACACAGAGCAAGCGAGGGAAAGGCAAUUGUUGUUCACGAAUAGGAGGCGAUAAUGGUUAUGCCCCCAUUUUAUUCAGUGUAGUUGCAAUUAAUAUCAUUCUUUUCAUCGGUUCUGUUAUCGUUGCUCCUAAUCUUCCAAAGGCCACAGCUGUUGUUGCACUUUGGGGAUGGAUUGGUGUUUCCAUGGGAGUUGCAGCUCUCUUAAUGCUCGUUCGUUGUACUAGUAAAGAUCCAGGUUAUAUUAAGACGGGAACCAGUAAACAUUCUGAUUCAGAGGAUCCUUUGUUGAAUAUUGAUCUGAGUAACUCGUCCAUUUGGAUUGGGAAUUGGUCUCAACUCUGCCCCACCUGCAAGAUAAUAAGACCACUUCGGUCCAAACACUGCACUACAUGCAACCGCUGUGUGGAACAGUUUGACCAUCACUGCCCCUGGAUAUCAAAUUGCGUGGGAAAGAGGAAUAAGCGAGACUUCUUCAUUUUCCUCUGCAUGGGUACUCUGACAUCACUAAUCGGGGCUGUAGUCGCAGUUCAUAGAAUCUGGAUCCCAGUACUGGCAUCAGGAGACGAUGGAUCAUGGCUGCAUCGUGUGGUUUCUGAGCAUCCUGGUUUAUUUGCUUUUCUCUUUAUGGAUGCGGUUAUUUUCAUUGCUGCUUUUACUUUGUUCGCUGUCCAAACAUACCAGAUUGGUCGGAAUAUAACAACCAACGAACAGGCUAAUGCUCGUCGGUAUGGGUAUCUUCAUGGUCCAGAUGGUCGGUUUCGCAACCCCUAUAACUAUGGAUGUCUGAAGAACUGCUCGGAUUUCCUAAUCCACGGCUACACCAACGACAACGAGAUUGCGUGGCCACCAUUGCCGCAGGCUGUCAGGUAGCAGUGAAGAUAUGGUUGCACAUAGAAAUUACCUUUAGAAGAUACAAAUGCCCAUUGCCACUUUGCUGUGUGUAAUACAGUUCUAUUCUUCAAGUGAUUCUUCUCUGGCUCUCUCCCAUUUGUAAUUUUGUAUACCUUGACUUGAAUGAUGAAAAAUGGAAGAUGGAAUAUAAUGUAGGGUGUUCUGCACAGAUGUGUAUUGUUACUUGA